AUGUCGGAGUUCGAACUUAUGAGUGAACUGAGUGAAAGCGCAGCAAAGGGUGCGCUCAGCGAACAGGCAGAAGAUGGUCAUCGUACCUACUCUCCUGGGCCUGAAGAGGAAGAAAACCCUGAUGCAGCAGGGCGUGAAGGCGCGGCAAAAGAUGGAUUGGAUGCUCAUGCUGAAGAGGCCUCCCCAGCGCCAUCACCUGCAGGUGAAUCGGAUGAAAAGGCCAGCAAAUCUGAGCAUGAAAGUGAGGCAAAGGAAGGGUCGGAUGGCCGUGCUGAAGAGGCCUCCCCAGCGCCAUCACCUGCAGGUGAAUCGGAUGAAAAGGCCAGCAAAUCUGAGCAUGAAAGUGAAGUGAAGGAAGGGUCGGAUGGCCGUGCUGAAGAGGCCUCCCCAGCGCCAUCACCUGCAGGUGAAUCGGAUGAAAAGGCCAGCAAAUCUGAGCAUGAAAGUGAAGUGAAGGAAGGGUCGGAUGGCCGUGCUGAGGAAGCUUCCCCAGCGCCAUCACCUGCAGGUGAAUCGGAUGAAAAGGCCAGCAAAUCUGAGCAUGAAAGUGAAGUGAAGGAAGGGUCGGAUGGCCGUGCUGAAGAGGCCUCCCCAGCGCCAUCACCUGCAGGUGAAUCGGAUGAAAAGGCCAGCAAAUCUGAGCAUGAAAGUGAAGUGAAGGAAGGGUCGGAUGACCGUGCUGAGGAAGCUUCCCCAGCGCCAUCACCUGCAGGUGAAUCGGAUGAAAAGGCCAGCAAAUCUGAGCAUGAGAGUGAGGCAAAGGAAGGGUCGGAUGGCCGUGCUGAGGAAGCUUCCCCAGCGCCAUCACCUGCAGGUGAAUCGGAUGAAAAGGCCAGCAAAUCUGAGCGGGAAAGCGGGACCGCUGACGGGUCAAGCGGUCGUCCUGAAGAAGUUUCCCAUGCGUUUUCACCUAAUAGGGAAUUGGAGGACAAGGCCAAUAAAUCGGGAGGCGAGAGUGUGACCAAGGGCUCGGAUGGCCGCCCCGAAGAUAUUUCUCAUCCGUUUUCACCUAAUAGGGAAUUGGAAGAAAAAGCCAAUAAAUCGGAAGGCGAGAGUGUAACCAAAGAUGGAUCGGAUGGUCAUGCUGAAGAAACGUCUCCAGUGCAGUCACCUGAAGGAGAGGUAGGCGAAAGGUCUGCCGGGGCAGGAUCUGAUCAUGAGAAACAGAAAGGCGAAUCAUGUUUCGAUGACCGUGACACUGGCAAUGAUCAAGCUGUUGACCGCAAUGCUCACGAUGCAGCGCCCCAUUUGGACGACAAACACACCAAUGGGGCCGCUGCAGAUGCUACCGAUGCACCACGCCACACUCAAGAGGUCAACGACCUGUUCAAGCCUCGAAUGACACCUUACAAACAGCCUGACCGUUGGGAUCCCAUUGAAACCUAUCUGGGAGAGGAUGUCAGUGAUGAGUUGGAGAUCACCACGGCACGUAAGCCCGUUUUCACCGAUGAGGAGAAAGCUGACGUGCCAACCUUUAAGAAUGGCGAACCAGACUAUGAGGGUGAGUACCUUUCAUGUUUCGAUGAGCCUAAUCUGCUGUACCGUAUUUACAAUCGUGAGGAGAAGACGUGGGCCUUCUACAACGACACAUACAGCUAUGAGAUGCAUGUACGAUUCACCUUUGCUAAACUCUCAAAACUUCAGGCACUGGGGAACACGAAGAUGUACACUCAAGAGACAGGUGAGCAUAUUGCGGAAGUCAUUGUAUAUCCUCGGGAGACCGAGAUGUUCGUCAAGGGAAAUGCUAAUGGCUUUACAAGCAAGCUUCGAGCAGUCCCUCUAACGGAGGAGUACUACGCCCGGCGGCAAGAAUUGGCAAACAACAAGAUUCAAGAAGAAAUCGCUCGCGUCAAAAGUAUCGUUGGCGAUGUAACAGAUUCGGAGCAGGUUCUCAAGGCCUGUGUUGAAAAUGGCAUCCCUUUUGUUGACCUUGAGUUUCCACCAUGUCAAGACUCUUUGGCGACCGGUGCAAAAAAGCCGUUCAAACGCCUUCCAUGGGUUCGUCCUUCGCAAUGCCUCCCCGAUUACAUGGCUGAUCAGGUGCGCCUCUUCCGAGGACCAAUUCGACCUGGCCAGGUGGACCAAGGAGAACUGGGUGACAGUUGGGUCAUGUGCUCUAUAGCGGUGCUGACGGAGCGACCAGACAAGGUCGUCAACAUGUUUCGUCACCCAACUGACCCAGAAUUGGGUAAGAAGGAGCGUUCUGUGGGCGGUUACCGCGUAUCUCUCAACAAGAAUGGGCAAUGGCGCAGCGUGAUUGUGGAUGACUAUCUUCCCAUGUCUGGUGGCAGGCUAAAAUAUGCAAAAAGCAGAUACGACCUCGCGGAAAUAUGGCCAUGCAUUCUGGAGAAAGCCUUCGCCAAGCUGCAUAAUAGUUAUGCCAAUAUCUGCUCCGGUGAUCCUCUCCACGCCCUCCAAGAUAUGACUGGUUUCCCGACCUCCAGGUUUGACGACGCCUUUGCCAACGCUCCCUUGUCUGGGAAGGACGAUCUGUUCCAGGACUGGGUGAGGUAUGUGAAGGCACAGUACCAGAUUAUCUUAAGCACACCUGGAAAGAAUCCAAGAGACAAAGCUUCCGGCGAAUGCCACACAGCAAGGCGGUACACAAGCGUGGGUCUCCUUACAGGUCAUGCGUAUGUGGUUCUCGAUGCAGCAUUCUUCCCCGAGUAUGAGUUACGUUUGGUAAAGCUGCGUAAUGCCUGGGGUCGUGGGUCGGAGUGGAACGGCGACUGGUCUGACGGCGACGAAAAGUGGGAACGGUAUCCAGAUGUGGCGGUGAAGUGCGGUUACAGCAAUGGUGAGAGCGAUGGCACGUUCUGGAUGGCGUGGGAUGCAUGCUUGCGCUACUUUAACGGCGGGGGCGUGUGCUUCACGAGGAACUCAAUCAACGAUUACCGUGUACCCUCCACGUUUGUAAACUGUACGCCUUCCUGUGUCCUUGAAAUAACUGUUGAGCAGCCCACGUGGAUGUGCUUUAUGCUCUCUCAGAAGGAUAAACGCGGCUCCCCUGAGGCCCGUGAGUACAACCCCGUCAUGAUCAGCAUCGCGCAACCCAUUGGGGGCGGAUUGUACAGGGUAGUGCAGAACAGCUCCGCUGACGCCUAUCAUCCGCUUAGCGACAAGUGGACUUUCUACCAGGCUCGUGAUAUCAGCAUCCUAUACGAAUUGUUGCCAGAAUCCUCACCGUACAUUGUGAUACCCCGCUUAAUGUUAGUGGAAUCGCAGCCUGAUGAGGUACCUUACACAUUGAGUUUCUCCUGCAAGCGUGCUGUUGGUCACGAAGGCGUGACUGUGCAGCUGAAGACCAUCGAUAAGGACAACAAGGUUCUCUACAACUUCCCCAAGUUUGAGCCCGACCUCAGCUCUACUGAUGUGGAGUACCAAGCACGGGUUGCUCACAAGCCGUUUCCUGAGCUGAAGGUGGACUCCUCCGUGUGCUGA
Molecule: messenger RNA, 3441 nt
Organism: Trypanosoma brucei brucei TREU927
Lineage: Eukaryota; Euglenozoa; Kinetoplastea; Trypanosomatida; Trypanosomatidae
Product: calpain-like cysteine peptidase; cysteine peptidase, Clan CA, family C2
Exons: 1
Coding region: 1-3441 (1146 amino acids)
Biological process (GO): proteolysis
Molecular function (GO): calcium-dependent cysteine-type endopeptidase activity
Source: RefSeq, a predicted model, not a curated record